AGUUUACACACACCAACAAUGGCUGGUAUCAAACUUGUAGCUCUUGGUUUCGUUGCCCUGCUAGUAGUUGGACUAUCCAAUGCUGCACGGGUAGCUAGAUUGUCUAGUGCAGAGGGGCAAGGUGAGGGAGGGGGAGCAGGCGGUGGAACCGGAACCGGUGCCGGGGCCGGGUCUGGGGGUGGCGAUGGGUCAGCUGGCAGUAGCGUUAGUACGUCUGGGUUACCGGAUCAUACCCGGGCUAGAUCCGGUGGUGGCGGUGGCGGCGGCGGUGGCGGCGGUAGUGGUGGCAGUGGGUAUGGCUUUGGGUCAGGGUCAGGAUCUAGCUCAAGUACUAGCCGUGGUGCCGGAAGAGCAUGGAUUGGCGGUGGGCAUACUGACGCUGGAGGUGCCGGCGGUGGUGGGGGUGCCGGAAGAGGAGACGGUGACCAAGGAUCUAGUGGCCAUGGCGAUGGGUCUGGCUUUGGGAGCGGCUCCAGUAAGGUGGACAGUGAAGGCUAUUAUGGGGCAUCUGGCUAUUCUAAGGGUGUCGGCAAUGGUGAUGGUGGAGGUCAUGGCGAAGGUGGUGGAUAUGGUAAUGGUGGAGGGAAUGGGUCAGGUUUUGGCAACGGUGAAUUCCCUUAAAUUUCUUCAUAGAUUAGCGAACUAAAUAUGGAGCCCGUAGUCUGGUGAUUUGUCUUUUUUUUUAGUUGUUGAGUGACUGUCUUAAUUAGUUUGGGACGUAAUGUGCGUCUCAUUUUCCCUAAAUCAGAAUAAUGCUCCAUCUAUCCUUGCUGAGUGUGGUUACAUAUAUACAAUUAAUGCGACUAGAAUGUACGCAUGCCACUUAUGUGAAGGUAGAACUAUGUAUUGUACUUUCUUCAUCCAAAAAAUACACACCUAUUAAGACCAGACUAAUACAUAU
This is a messenger RNA of Hordeum vulgare subsp. vulgare (domesticated barley), 901 nucleotides long. RefSeq names its product glycine-rich cell wall structural protein 2-like. Lineage: Eukaryota; Viridiplantae; Streptophyta; Magnoliopsida; Poales; Poaceae. Bases 19 to 621 code for a protein of 200 amino acids. The transcript has a single exon. The record is from RefSeq and is a predicted model, not a curated record.